This is a messenger RNA of Pipra filicauda (Wire-tailed manakin), 1494 nucleotides long. RefSeq names its product post-GPI attachment to proteins phospholipase 3 (gene PGAP3). The record is from RefSeq and is a predicted model, not a curated record. Bases 17 to 982 code for a protein of 321 amino acids. Gene Ontology annotation, cellular component: endoplasmic reticulum membrane. Lineage: Eukaryota; Metazoa; Chordata; Aves; Passeriformes; Pipridae. Gene Ontology annotation, molecular function: hydrolase activity, acting on ester bonds. Gene Ontology annotation, biological process: GPI anchor biosynthetic process. The transcript is spliced from 8 exons.
GCCGGGCCGGGCGGCGAUGGCGGCGCGGCCCGCGCUGCUGCUGCUGCUGCUGGCGGCGGCGGCGGGCCCGGCCCGCGGCUCGCAGGGGGACCGGGAGCCGCUGUACCGGGAGUGCCUGAGCCGCUGCGAGCGGCAGAACUGCUCGGGGGCCGCCCUGCGGCACUUCCGGGACCGCCAGCCGCUCUACAUGGGCCUGACAGGCUGGACGUGCCGGGACGACUGUCAGUACGAGUGCAUGUGGCUCACGGUGCGGCUCUACCAGCGCGGGGGGCACCGGGUGCCGCAGUUCCACGGCAAGUGGCCGUUCCGGAGGUUCCUGUGUUUCCAGGAGCCCGCCUCCGCCCUCGCCUCCUUCCUGAACGGCCUGGCCAGCCUGGUGAUGCUGCGGCGCUACCGCGCGGCCGUGCCCCCCGCCGCGCCCACCUACGGGACCUGCACCGCCUUCGCCGGGGUCUCCUUAAACGCCUGGUUCUGGUCCACGGUUUUCCACACGCGGGACACGGCGCUGACGGAGAAACUGGAUUAUUUCUGCGCUUCGGCCGCCGUCCUGCACUCGGUGUACCUGUGCUGUGUCAGGACGCUGGGGCUGCAGCGCCCAGCCUUAAUCAGCAUCUUCAGGGCCUUCCUCCUCCUCUUCCUCACCUGCCACAUCUCCUACCUGAGCCUCGUGCGCUUCGACUACGGCUACAACCUGGCGGCCAACGCGGCCCUGGGAAUGCUGACGGUGGGCUGGUGGCUGCGCUGGUGCCUGGGGCACGGCCGGCGCCUCCCGCACGUGUGGAAAUGCGCGGCCGCGGUGCUGCUGCUCCAGGCGCUGGCGCUGCUGGAGCUCCUGGACUUCCCGCCCCUGCUCUGGGUGCUGGACGCCCACGCGCUCUGGCACAUCGGGACCAUCCCCCUCAACGUGCUCUUCUACAGUUUCCUGAUGGAUGACAGCCUCUACCUCCUGAAGGCCAACUCCGACCUCCUCAAAGUGGACUAGAGCUGCUGAAGGGGGGAGAGGAGAAGCCCCUCGUGCCCCCCCCAGGGUCCUGCCCUGCCCUGUGCCAAGUGACCCCCCCGGCUCCCCCCUGCCACGGCCUCCUCCUCCCCCCAGUUGCCUUCUGAGGUUUGUUCUUCUCCCCCCCCCAAAACCCUGUGCCCCCCCCUCACCCCUCCCUGGGGGGCUGGGGACCCCCAGUGCUGGUGCACAGGGGGCAAGGGGCAGCUGAGCCCCCACCCCUGGACCCCCCUGGGGCUGAACCAUGAGGUGACAGUGGUCAUGGUGGGGAGGGGGACACGUGGGUGACUGUGGGGGGGUGUCUGUGCACUUUGGGGGCCUUGCUGGGCCCUGCUGGGUGGCUCUGGCAGGGGUGGGGGGUGAUGUGUGGGUGCCUUGGGGCUGGGAGUGCCCCCCCGGCCCAGAGGGGCUGUGCCCCCCCUGGGGCUGUGCCCCCCCCACUCCCCUUGCCUGGGUGUGCUGUGGGAUGUGAAUAAAGCUGAGUUCAGCCUGUG